Molecule: messenger RNA, 678 nt
Organism: Lodderomyces orthopsilosis Co 90-125
Lineage: Eukaryota; Fungi; Ascomycota; Pichiomycetes; Serinales; Debaryomycetaceae
Gene: VPS24
Product: ESCRT-III subunit protein
Exons: 2
Coding region: 1-678 (225 amino acids)
Biological process (GO): protein transport; late endosome to vacuole transport; endosome transport via multivesicular body sorting pathway
Cellular component (GO): ESCRT III complex; multivesicular body
Source: RefSeq, a predicted model, not a curated record
AUGGACUACAUCAAGAAACAGAUAUGGGGACCUGACCCUAAGGAACAAAUGAGAAAGAUUAACCAGCUUCUUCGAAAGAAUAAGCGCGAGUUGGAUAGGUCGAUCAAUCAACUUCAACCCUUGAAAAAGAAAACUGAAGGAUUGAUUAGAAAGUCUGCUAAGGAAAAGGAUUACAAGACAGCUAAAUUGUAUGCCAAGGAAUUGAUUAACAUCAAUAGACAAUAUAAUAAAUUAUACACUUCCAGAACUAGAGUCGAAUCAAUAACAAUGUCUAUCAAUGAACAAUAUCUGAUGAACAAAUUGACCAAAUCUAUACAUUCAUCCACCUCAAUUAUGAGAGAUGUUAAUCUGUUGAUUCAUAUUGGUGCUGUUUCUCAAACAAUGCAGGAGUUGUCGAAAGAAUUGACCAAAGCUGGCAUCAUCAAUGAGAUGAUGGACGAUAUGGUGGACUUGGAUUAUGAGGAAGAUGAAGAGUUGGAAAGCGAGUCACAAGAGGAGGUUAACAAGAUCAUUGCCACAUUGACAGAAGAAAAGACUAGCAAAGUGUCCGAAGUUCCUACCACUCAACUUGAAGCACCACAUAUUGAAGAGGAGGUUCCAGUUACGGAAGAAGAGGAUGAGGAGGAUACUAUUGCCAUUGAUGAGAUAAAGCAGAGACUUAGAGCACUACAAUCAUAG